This is a messenger RNA of Drosophila subpulchrella, 801 nucleotides long. RefSeq lists its product as uncharacterized. NCBI's taxonomy places the organism in Eukaryota, Metazoa, Arthropoda, Insecta, Diptera, Drosophilidae. The record is from RefSeq and is a predicted model, not a curated record. The coding region runs from base 74 to 715 and encodes 213 amino acids. The transcript is spliced from 3 exons.
UAAAGUCAAACUUUAGAUUUCUGAAAUUGACACACAAAAGUAAAACAAUUACCUAGUUCCAAAAUAUUUACACAUGAAGAGUCUCUAUACGACCGGGAUCUGGGGAGUUGAUGUGUGUAAUAUUGGGAAAAGGUCAGAAGAUGGUUUACUAUGCGAGGAAAACAAGUUGCAGGAAAUGACUCCUCCGGUUCCGGAUAGUGAAAUUCCAUGUGAAAGUGAACCGAAUCACAGUGAAUUCAGCUGGAGGGCUCUUGUCAUCGUGGCGAUAAGCCUGAUAUUAACUUUAGCAUCAGCAUUUUCGGGACUAUUUUAUGAAGGCUCAACAUACUCAUCCCCAAAAAAUUAUAAAUCUAUAAUUGGCGCCUUAAUUUGCAUGUACGCAAUUAAUUUAAUGAUGUGUUUUGACCCUCGAAUUUUUCAGAGGGCCUCAAGCAAAAACAUAUUGAUGGCACUUUACACGGCAGGCCUAUUGUGUACGCGCCCCUUUUGCAUUCCCUACUUGUUCAACAUUCAAAAGAUGAUCAAUGGACAAUACGAUAUGGGUGAAUAUACAAUGGGUGCCCUGUGUCUAGGACAGGACGUUCUGUGCCUAAGUCUCUUCAUAAUCUCGCUGUGUAUCACAAUUGAAGCUAAUGAAGAUGAUGAAGAUGAUGGUUCUGGGAGUUCCGGCGAUUCCGGCGGAGACGACGACGACGACGAUUCUGGCGGUUCUUAAAAAUCUUUAAACUAGUUCCUGAAACGUGAAAGCAGCACUGUGCCUAAUAGCACAAUAAACAGAAGAUUCUUCCUCUUAACCUAUAA